Perca fluviatilis (European perch) is the source of this 525-nucleotide messenger RNA. RefSeq names its product centromere protein W (gene cenpw). The record is from RefSeq and is a predicted model, not a curated record. Lineage: Eukaryota; Metazoa; Chordata; Actinopteri; Perciformes; Percidae. The transcript is spliced from 3 exons. Gene Ontology annotation, molecular function: protein heterodimerization activity; DNA binding. Gene Ontology annotation, biological process: mitotic cell cycle; kinetochore assembly; chromosome segregation. The coding region runs from base 101 to 328 and encodes 75 amino acids. Gene Ontology annotation, cellular component: kinetochore; nucleoplasm.
AGAAGAAAUUUUACCGGAAGAAUGAGAAGCGGGAGAUUGGAAGACGUAAACAAACUUUUUGUCGGCGUGAAGUUGAGCUUUUCAGUGAACAUUUGCCAAAAUGUUGAAGAAGGCGACCAAACUGAAAUAUAUAAUUAAAACGAAAACAAAGAGUAACAUAAAUGUGAGGCCGACGUCAGAGGCAAUGAUCGAACUCCUAACGCUGGUGUUUUUAAGCAGCCUGGCUGAGGAGGCGAAGGCUAAAGCUUUUGAAGAGAAAUCUGCAACGAUCCGAGCUCAACAUCUCAGAGCAGUCUCCAAGAAAAUGCUGAAAAAAUCAAGGGGGUGAAGACAGCGAAGUGCAACAUCGUCAUUUUUUUUUAACAUUAUCAUGAAUGACAGUAGCAACAUUAUUAUUUUUUUAAUAUAUAGAAUUUGUUUUCUUCCAAAACUUCCUUUUUGAGUUUUUUAUUCUAUCCCUUGUGUAUCUGUUUUCCUGUCAUAACGGUUUUAUGUCUUUUUUUUAUUAAAGUCUUGUGAAUCUUG